AUGGAGAAGAACGAGAGAAAUCCGUUUCUCGACAUUGAUCUCCUGGUCAAAACUGCAAAAGAUAUCCACGCCGACGCAAUUCAUCCAGGAUACGGUUACUUGAGCGAGAACGCAAACUUUGCUGACAGUGUACGCCACGCUGGACUCAUUUUCGUCGGCCCUCCAGCCAAAGCCAUGUCCACACUAGGCGACAAGCGCUCUUCCAAGGACUAUCUCCGCCAGAAUGCUCCUGAUGUUCCAUUGAUCCCAGGAUUUACUGGCACCAGUCUUGAGGCCGAAGACCUGCAAAGAGCUGCUGUCGACAUUGGUUUUCCUGUGAUGCUGAAAGCUUCCGCAGGCGGCGGAGGCAAGGGUAUGAGAGUUGUGCACGAACCAUCGCAACUGAUGACGGAGCUGAGCAGAGCGCAGUCAGAAGCUCAACGCUCAUUUGGUUCAGGAGACUGUAUUCUGGAGAAGUUCAUUGAGAACAGCAAGCAUAUUGAGAUCCAAGUGGUUGGAGACCAGUAUGGCCAAGUAGUGUCGUUCUUUGAACGAGAUUGCUCGAUCCAGCGUCGCAACCAGAAGGUGAUCGAAGAAACACCAUGCCCUUUUAUCGAUGACGAUACUAGACAGAAUAUGAGCGAGACAGCCGUCCGAAUCGUCAAGUUGAUAGGCUACGAAGGAGCUGGAACCGUGGAGUUCGUCUUCGAUACAUCGACAAGAAAGUUCUAUUUCCUUGAAGUCAACACACGGCUGCAAGUCGAACAUCCAAUCACCGAGGAAGUCGUCGGAGUUGACCUUGUCGCUUUGCAGCUGUUUGUUGCUGCCAAAGGUCGUCUCUCAGAGCUCCCUCGGCUAUCAAAUCUUACGCAAACUGGGCACGCAAUUGAGUGUCGGCUUUGUGCGGAAGACCCCCAGCGAGAUUUCCUUCCCAGCCAUGACAAGAUCCUCUUAUGGAAGCCAGCCUCUCCAGGAAGAAGUUCGGGAUCAGUCAUCCGCUAUGAGACAGCUAUUCAGAGUGGAACAUCGGUUUCAAUCUACUUUGACUCGAUGAUCUGCAAGAUUGUUGUCUGGGCACCGACAAGAUCUGCGGCAAUCAACAUCCUUGCCAGAGAGCUGGCAAACACUCCGUGUAUUGGCAUCAGGACCAACCAAUUAUUCCUCCAAAGCUGUUUGUUGCACCCAGCAUUCCAGGACUUUGGUUACAAGACAUCAUUCAUCCCAAACAAUAUCGACGACUUGCUUCGAAGUCCAUACACACCAGCCUUGCCAGACCACAUUUCACUUAUUCCUAGUAUCUUUCUGCAACAUCUGCAGAAGAACGAAGCCCAGGGAAGCGGUGGCCAUCGCCACUUCCGGACAAGACUCAAAAUCCGCCUCUGGAGGGAUUACUAG
Messenger RNA from Colletotrichum fioriniae, 1374 nucleotides. Lineage: Eukaryota; Fungi; Ascomycota; Sordariomycetes; Glomerellales; Glomerellaceae. The record is from RefSeq and is a predicted model, not a curated record.